This is a messenger RNA of Acanthoscelides obtectus, 186 nucleotides long. NCBI's taxonomy places the organism in Eukaryota, Metazoa, Arthropoda, Insecta, Coleoptera, Chrysomelidae. The record is from the annotation of a GenBank genome assembly.
AUGGCAGUCAAACAAUGGAAGCAUAGCAAGGAAUUGAUUAAGGACAUUAAAACUAAACAGGAUAGAUACGCCACAAAGUAUAAGAAAGAGAUAUGCAAUUCAAAACCUCGUGAUUUAGUUAUGCAAUUAGAAGAGAGUGAUCUCAUAAUAAUUAAUGAAAGUCUGAAUGUUGUGUUCAAAUUAUAA